Molecule: messenger RNA, 1763 nt
Organism: Syzygium oleosum
Lineage: Eukaryota; Viridiplantae; Streptophyta; Magnoliopsida; Myrtales; Myrtaceae
Product: protein kinase G11A-like
Exons: 2
Coding region: 251-1645 (464 amino acids)
Biological process (GO): protein phosphorylation
Cellular component (GO): plasma membrane; cytoplasm; nucleus
Molecular function (GO): ATP binding; protein serine/threonine kinase activity
Source: RefSeq, a predicted model, not a curated record
AUAAAGAUAAUUAGCUGGAAUUAGUACCCAGCUAUUGGGUCCACAAGUGGGUCCUAGCCACACAAAAGCAAGCCACAUGGCAUAGCUUGAUUUUGCCGGCCCAUACAUUCCUAUUUCCCCUCUCUUCAAAACCCUCUAUCCUUUGAAUGCUCGCUCACUCUCAACUCAAUCCAACUCCAUCGCAAUCUCUCUGCCUCUCAUCAAACAAGUUCCAUAUCUCCACUAGAGGGUGGCCUCACCACCACCACCUAUGGCCACCGCUUCGCCAGCUGUGGUAGCCGCCUCGACCGACACGAGCCAACCAUGUGCCGACGACUCGGCCGACGACCUACGGAGCCUCAGCUUCAAUUCUGCAACGACGGCAGUUGAUACCGUAAAACGUAGCCCGAGCUCGGGGUCGGAGACGACGUGGACCGCCUCGAGCAUCUCCAACUCGUUCGUCAAGCCCCACGCGCCAUCCGACGACCCGCGCUGGGAUGCGAUCCGGCGCCUGAGGAAGGCCCGCGAUGGCUCCAAGCUCGGCUUCGACGACCUCCGGUUCAUGUACCGGCUCGGGAGCGGCGACAUCGGGAGUGUGUACCUGGUGGAUCUGAAGGGCGGCGGUGAGUGCAUGUUCGCCGCCAAGGUGAUGGACAAGAAGGAGCUGGCUGGCAGGAACAAGGAAGGCCGGGCAAGGAUAGAGAGGGAGAUUCUGGAAAUGUUGGACCAUCCCUUUUUGCCCACCCUCUACGCCACGUUGGAUUGUCCGAGGUGGUCUUGCCUGCUGACCGAGUUCUGCCCCGGCGGGGACCUCCACGUUCUCCGGCAACGGCAAUCAGUGAGGCGGUUCGGUGAAUCGGCUGUCCGGUUUUAUGCAUCGGAAGUGGUGGUUGCACUAGAGUACCUACACAUGAUGGGGGUCAUCUACCGCGACCUCAAGCCCGAAAACGUCCUCGUCCGAUCGGACGGCCACAUAAUGCUCACGGACUUCGACCUUUCGCUCAAGAGCGACAACCCCGCAUCGACGGCUCAGCUUGUCUCCGGUCAGGACCCGCAAGCUGGGGGCCCCACCAGUGACAACCAGGCCGAGCCCCCUCCGUUCGCCGACUCAUCGUGCAUCAUCCCCAGCUGCAUAGUCCCCGCCGUGCCGUGCUUCCACCCGAAGCGCAAGCGCAAGAAGAAGCCCAGCGCCCGAGGCACCCUUGAGAUCGUGGCCGAGCCGAUCGACAUCCGGUCAAUGUCCUUCGUCGGGACCCACGAGUACUUGGCGCCGGAGAUCGUGCUGGGGGAGGGGCACGGCAACGCGGUGGACUGGUGGACGCUGGGGGUCUUCGUCUUCGAGAUGUUCUACGGGGUGACGCCCUUCAAGGGGAUCGACAACGAGCUGACCCUGGCCAACAUCGUGGCCCGGGCCCUCGAGUUCCCCAAGGAGCCGUCGGUCCCAGGGCCGGCGAAGGACCUGAUGGCGCAGCUCCUGAUCAAGGACCCGGCGAGGCGGAUGGGGUCCACAAUGGGGGCCACGGCCAUCAAGCACCAUCAGUUCUUUGAUGGGGUCAAUUGGGCAUUGCUAAGAUGUACUAAGCCACCCUACACUCCAAGGCCGAUUGAUUACAAGGACUUGGUGAAAGCGGAUAGCAGCGCUGAUAAUUCAGUAGAGUAUUACUAGGGAAAUCAAUUAAGGAGGAUGUAAUUUAAGCAAAUCCUAAGCUUGUUUCUCACACUUUCCACAGCUCAGACCGUGCACGAGUCAAAUCACAUUGGGUAAAGCAUGCCUUGGAUGCCAA